Xenopus laevis (African clawed frog) is the source of this 924-nucleotide messenger RNA. Its product is annotated as olfactory receptor 5V1-like. The transcript has a single exon. NCBI's taxonomy places the organism in Eukaryota, Metazoa, Chordata, Amphibia, Anura, Pipidae. The record is from RefSeq and is a predicted model, not a curated record. Bases 1 to 924 code for a protein of 307 amino acids.
AUGGAAGAACACAAUGCUACUUCUGUUGAAACAUUUAUCCUGCUUGGCUUCUCUCACCUCCCUCAUCUUCGACUCUUCCUAAUCUGUGUCUUCUCAUACCUCUAUAUUUUCACUUUACUGUGGAACAACCUCAUCAUCCUGCUCAUUAUAAAUGACUCUAAACUUCAUACGCCAAUGUAUUUCUUCCUGGCAAAUCUCUCCUUCAUAGAUGUGAUUUCACCAUCAAUCACAAUGCCUAAAAUGAUUACGGAUCUUGUCUCCAAGAACGGCGUUAUACCUUAUCGUGACUGCAUUACUCAGUUGUGUCUAAUACUUACAUGUGUUGCAACAGAAUCCAAUGUACUUUUCAUCAUGGCUUUUGACCGAUAUGUUGCUAUUUGUAACCCCCUUCAGUACACAAAAAUUAUGAGUUACAAAAUGUGCAGUAAGUUGACAUGUGGUUCAUGGCUAAUAGGGAGCUUCUUUUCUAUCAUGCUGUCUUUGCUUACCAACAGCAUUGAUUUCUGUGGCCCAAACCAGGUCAACCACUUCUUUUGUGAUAUUCUCCCACUUUUUUAUCUUGCCUGCUCUGACAUUACUUUGAAUGUAACUUUGCUGUAUGCAUCUGAUAUUUUAAAUGGGAUAUGUAAUUUCGUGGUUAUUCUCAGCUCCUAUGUUAGCAUUGCAAGUGCCAUUAAAAAAAUUAAAUCUGAAGAAGGGAGGAAAAAAGCUUUUUUAACAUGCAGUUCACACAUUAUGGUGGUCUGUAUGUAUUAUGGUACAACCAUUGUCACAUAUUUGCAUUCUAUUAAGAACUACUCUGAAUCCAAAGACAGAACAGCUGCUGUUAUCUAUACAACAGUUACCCCAUUGCUCAACCCAUUAAUAUAUAGUUUUCGAAACAAUGAUGUAAAGAGGGCCCUAAAGAAAGUGUUUUGUAAAUAG